This is a messenger RNA of Racocetra persica, 208 nucleotides long. The record is from the annotation of a GenBank genome assembly. Lineage: Eukaryota; Fungi; Glomeromycota; Glomeromycetes; Diversisporales; Gigasporaceae.
UGAUAGCACAUGGAAUAUCUCCACCUCAUAUAUUUAAUCUAUUAAAUGGAAUUAUUAAUGGUAAACGCGAAGUUGCAGUAUCUGGAACGCCUAAGAACUAUAUAAAAAUCUACACAGAAUGUUGGCAGCAUAAUUCAAAUCAAGGUCCAAUUAUUCAACAUAUUUUUGAUGACUUGGACAAUAUUAAUUAUAACACAAUUAGUAAAAG